CGCAGCGAGUUGUGGGUGAACGCGGUGUUGUCGUGUGUUUCGGCCCGAAAAAUUAUGCCCGAUUUGACCACUGGUUUCGGCAAUCGCGUCGCGGAGUGUCGGCGGGGUUGCGUGUGAUCGGUUGCGUGUGCGUGCAGGUGCGCCGGACGGACGAGCGAUGGACGCCGUGGCCGAGAUGGAGCAGCACUCGAGGGAGACGACGGUCGAUUCGUCGCCGAGUUCUACGCAUGCCGACCUGAUGUCGCCUGGUGGCGGCGGCGGUUGUGGCGGCGGGCUCAGCCCGUCGUUGUCGCGCUCACUCGCCGCCUCGUCUUCGGAAGGUGCGGGCGACUCGCCUCCUCCGCCACCCGACCAUUCCAGCAAGCAGCAUAUCGUCAGGCAGCUCGUCAUCCACCACCCCGCGCUAAUCGUCAAGCAGGAGGAGGUCGGCGCCUCCUCGGUAGUCUCCGCCGAGGACCUUUCACCCUCCACCAAACAGGAGCAGCAGCAGACCCUUUCGGUGAUCGUGCCCGCGCACGAGGACGGCUCCUCUCAACUCGACUCGCAGGAGCUGCUCAGUCCUGGCAAGUUGUCGCCCUCAUCGGGCAUCGCCGGCAUGAUUGACGCGUCCGACUUUCGGGCGCUUCAGCCCGAGCCCACCUACCAGACCCUGACGUCCGUCAACGGCCGCAUGUCGCCGCCGGGCUUCAGCCCCACCUCAUCCUACGCCACCCUGACGCCCCUCCAGCCCCUGCCCCCCAUCAGCACCAUGAGCGACAAGUUCGCCUACGGACACGCGGCGUCCAACGUGUCCGGAUCGUUCACCGUGAUGCAGAACAACGGCCUCGCCGGCCUGGGCAUGGCGUACGCGCCCUACGACAAACUGCCCUCGAUGGGCAUGUCACCGCCGUCGCACUACUCGUCGUCGCCCAACAACUGCCAGAUGCAGCAGCACUCGCCCCUGUCCCCGCAGAGCGCGUACGGACAGAACGGCGGCGCCGGCGGCGCCCUCCACUCGCCGCCGACGCACAAGUCGAUGUCGCCCAACGGCGGCGCCGCCGGCGGCGGCUACAUGGGUGCUCCGCACUCGCCCACCCUGAGUCCACCUUCGGCGUCCAUGCACUCGCCGACCUUGGUGGUCAGUCCCAACUUUGCGUCGUCGCAGGGCGGCGGCAACGCGCUCAACGGCCUCGGCGCCGUGUCGCCGCAGCACCAGCAGCAGCAUCACUCGCCCAUCCACUCACCGUCGCCGCCCGUGGCGAACACGGUUGUCGUGUCGGCGCCGCCGUCGCUGGCCCUCAAGGUCAGCACGGGCGGCGGCGGCAGCAACUCUUCUUCGGCCGGCUCCUCGUCGGCGUCGACGGCCGCUGCGGCGGCCGCCGCCGAAAUCGAGGAGAUCAACACCAAGGAGCUGGCGCAGCGAAUCAGCGCCGAACUCAAAAGGUACAGCAUCCCUCAAGCCAUUUUCGCACAACGCGUUCUAUGCCGAUCGCAAGGAACUCUUUCAGAUUUGUUGCGCAACCCCAAACCGUGGUCGAAACUUAAAUCGGGCCGGGAAACUUUUAGACGUAUGUGGAAAUGGCUGCAGGAACCCGAGUUUCAACGGAUGUCGGCGCUUCGACUUGCAGCUGCUCAGAUUCCACAACGAGGCAUAUGUACCUCUGUUGUAGCCUGCAAGAGGAAAGAAGACCCACAGACUCAACAACAGCAGCAGCAGCAACAAGAGCAUCCGCCUGCACCCAAGAAGCCGCGCUUGGUUUUCACCGACCUCCAGCGGCGUACGCUACAGGCUAUUUUUAAGGAGACAAAGAGGCCAUCGAAGGAGAUGCAAGUGACGAUCGCCCGGCAGCUGGGCCUCGAGCCGACCACGGUGGGCAACUUCUUCAUGAACGCGCGCCGCCGCUCGAUGGACAAGUGGAAGGACGAGACGCUGUUGGACGGGUCGGGCUCGUCGGCGAAGAACUCGCCGCAGCAGACGACCAACACGACGGUGGUGCAGGUCGGCCCAAGUGCCCAGCAAAGUCUUCAGCAGCAAACGGUGACCAUUCACGCGAGCGACUCCUUGUGACACAACAGCUUCGAGGACGACGCCUCGCACCGCAACAAUGAACAUUUGGUGUUUCUCUGAGGCACAGGCCGUUCGCCAAAAACACUCGUCGCCAGCAAAGCGACCCCUUCCUCCCCGUGCAGCGCCGACACUUUCCCAGCAGCCCAAAGUCUGAUUUUUUACGGAAAUGACAAUUAUUUUUAAGAUUCAAAAACGGCUCACUGCGUCUUUUUUUGCUUUUAUAUAAAUGUAUUGGGCGGAGUGAGAAGUAAAUAGUGACCAGAUGUCAUUUCUCCCAUUCAUUCCGUGGGGCACUUGAUGAUGGAAAAGUUGUGUUUUCCUCGCACCCGCCUUCACUUGUUCUUAAUACAACAAGGCGAACUUUCUUGCUCUUCCCUUUCUGCAACACGUUUGGCCGAAGUAAGAGAAAAAGAAUCAUCUCGCAAUUUAUAUAUCUACACAUUAAUUUUUAAAUAUUUUAAUCUGCUGGGAGAGGAAAGAUCGGUGCUGGAAGGAGAAAGGGUCGAUCGAGUGACUGCUGCUUAUAGAAAUUGUUUGGUUGUUGAGUUUUGUUUGGUUUUCCACGGCCGAGAUUCGUUGUUUGUUGUCUUCUUCUAUCUAUAUAGUUGAGGUCAGACAGGUUUUUAAAAAUCGUAACCAGCUCUAGUCGAGUUCAGGGACCCAAAUGUAGUGUUUUAAGCGAAUAUCACAAAAAAAAAAUGUGUAACCCCCGAACAUUCCCCUUUGAUUUGAGAAUUAUUGUGAUUGAAUUUCGAGCGUGUAUUGUGCUCCCUUAGUCAUUUUUGUGAUUGUUCAUUCCGUUUUUUACUGUCGGUAGCUUUGCUUUUUCAAGGCUAAUAUAUUUAAGUUUAAGGCUCUAGUCAUUUUACAAAAGAGAGCAGGAUUUUUAUUUUAUUAAAUUCGAUCUCAUUAUAUUCUUUUUUGUGUACGCAAGUAUAGUGCUAACUUGAUUUGGCUGCCUCGAAUGCUAACUUUACUAAGACAGUGCAGACGGUUUUUCAAAUCGAUGAAAAACAAAAAUGGGACACAUAAAUAUUUCUCGAGCAAUAGCCUUUUGGUGUGCGCAUUUCUUGGAAGUAUUGAAAAAAAAAGAAUUAUAUUCCGACGAAUGUGGAUUUUUGUAGCUCAUAGAGAUAAUAAUCGAUGGAAAAUCAUUAUGAAUAUAUGCAAAUCGCAGUGUAAAAACCUUGUACAGACCCUUUUUUACACCCACACAUACACGGACGCACCUGCGCAAAAACCAAUCAUCUCACGCGUUCAAAUGACAUUAUAUUCAACAAUAUUUAUAUUACGAGAGAAUCGAUGCUUAUUCGGUGUAGUUUUCCGUUAAAAAUAAUACAAACAAAGAAAGGAACACAAUAAGACGUAGAAGUUGUCGCUCAUUACGUACACACACUUUUGCUCCAUAGCUCUCAAUUUACUGAUUGAAAACCAUUUAUUUUUCUAUCGAACGACGAUCUUUAGGAAACUGUAAAAAAAAACACGUUUAAAAAUCAAGAAAGAAAGAAAGAUUUUUCGACGGACUAACACGCAAUACUACAUUGAUUGAUUUGUACGUUGGAAUCGGGACAAAAAGUAAUUAAAACCCAAAAUAUAUAGACAUGAAUCCACAGAAUGAAAAUUAGUGCGCGAAUUACCCCUGUGCCCUCGCAAGGUUUGACCCUGAAACCGUUGUGCUCUGUUGUAAAAAGAACAUAUAUAUUUCCUCUGCUAUUGAAAUAGCACGUAAGAAGAAUCAGUCAAGUCAGUGAAUGUGUUAUGUAUAAAAUUUAAAAAUAAACAAUGGUACUUAAGGAACAAGUCUGUAAAUAAUGCGCGUAGGCAUUCGAUGAAUCAAGCAAGACACACACACCCUCUAAUUGCCGAAUCGAUUAGCAAAAACCCUUAAUUAAUAUUCUAAAAAUCAUUUUGCAUAUGCUGAGUAUAAUUAUAUAUAAUUACGAGAGCGAGAAAAUUGUUGUAAAAUGUACAUGUAGAGCGCGAGAGAGAAAAAGCUCCCCCUGAAACUGAUCAAAAAGUCUUUUAAUCUGCAAUAAAAAUAAAAAUCGCGUUGGAAAAAAGGAUUUUAAUUGUGGGUUUUCAGAACAAGCGAGAUCGCUGGAUUGAGCAUAGAAUGCGAGAAGAAUUUAGAAAAGUUGAUGAAAAUAAUAAUAACUGUUUCCGAAAAGUCGCAGGAUUGAGAAUUAUAAAAGUAGAAAGAGAAAGCGCGCGUUUAUUGACAAAACCAAAAGCUAACCACCCCAAAAGUAAUGACGAGAUGUGCAAAAAAAUUGUAUUUAAUUAAACCAAAAAUCGAGUGCAUAUGUGGUGUACGUAGUUAUGUAUCGGAUAAAAUCACUGAAUGGUUUUUAUAUAAUUGAAUGGAAAAUUCGGCGAUCACCAAUUAUUAUCGUGUAAUAUAUUGGACAAGACAAAUAAGAAAAUGCGGCAUUCUGGAACUCAAUUACUUCAUUAUAUAUUCCAUUUUUAUUUUAUUUUAGAAGUGCAUCAUUAAAAAGAAAAACACGUGCAAUGAUAUUAAUUUUAACAAGAGAUACAAAACGUACCUUAUUUGUUAUCGCCCGUCGUCCCGAAUCUAGAUUCAAUGGGACUUCUUGCAAGGCGAAAAUAAAUAUAUUAUUAUCCAUUCCAAUGUGUUGAUGAUGUGAUUGUUGAUCAUUUGGAAUGUGCAAAAACUUGGACCUCAAAGGUCAGGAAGAACCAUAUGCGUUUGUCUGCCACUGAAGAAGUUAAUUUUGACAAGACUUGUUUGCAUUCAAGUAACCGAUUGGAAUGAAUUAUGUACCUAUUAUUAGUCAAAGAGUCUUAAUCUCGAAACCUCUAGUCUGACAAAGAAUGCCCCCGACUUGUGAGAACCUUAUACAUAAAAAACGACUGCAGAAUGUAAAAAGUUGUUGGUUUGUAUAUGGCGUCGUGACAAAAAAAAAUACUAAACAAAAUAA
Molecule: messenger RNA, 4989 nt
Organism: Neocloeon triangulifer
Lineage: Eukaryota; Metazoa; Arthropoda; Insecta; Ephemeroptera; Baetidae
Gene: onecut
Product: hepatocyte nuclear factor 6
Exons: 4
Coding region: 158-2047 (629 amino acids)
Biological process (GO): regulation of transcription by RNA polymerase II
Cellular component (GO): nucleus
Molecular function (GO): DNA-binding transcription factor activity, RNA polymerase II-specific; RNA polymerase II cis-regulatory region sequence-specific DNA binding
Source: RefSeq, a predicted model, not a curated record